Molecule: messenger RNA, 478 nt
Organism: Pneumocystis jirovecii RU7
Lineage: Eukaryota; Fungi; Ascomycota; Pneumocystomycetes; Pneumocystales; Pneumocystaceae
Exons: 4
Coding region: 11-478 (155 amino acids)
Source: RefSeq, a predicted model, not a curated record
AACAUCAACUAUGUCAUAUAAACUAACAGGAACUAUAUACAUUUAUCUAACAUAUACAAUGUUCCAUUGGAAAAAUUAUACUAAUAUUUUAAAAACAAAUCCUAUCUAUUGUCAAAAUCGGUCAGAGAUAAAUAAAAACAAUAACAAAACAAACAAUCCAAUACAAAGUUAUAAUAAACACCAUUUUCAUCUCCAGCAAUUUAGUGCAGGUUGCCUUACGGGGUUUUUAUCAGGAAUUUUAACUAAACGUCUUGGGAAAAUAGCCAUAGUAGUAUUCAUCUGCAUUUUCAUCCUUUCAAAAACAAAAUCCUUUUAUCACCUUAUAAAACCAUGGAAUAUACUUAUACACUUUUCUCGAAAAGUUUGGCUUAAAAAAAGAAAAAAAACAAAAGAAAUGGUCACAAAUCUUCUUCUCAAGGACUUAGUAUUUAAAUCAUCCUUUGCAGCUGCAUUUGGAUUCGGUUUUUUAUAUUCAUAA